Pogoniulus pusillus (Red-fronted tinkerbird) is the source of this 1511-nucleotide messenger RNA. RefSeq names its product hydroxysteroid dehydrogenase like 1 (gene HSDL1). The coding region runs from base 33 to 1310 and encodes 425 amino acids. Gene Ontology annotation, cellular component: mitochondrion. Gene Ontology annotation, molecular function: oxidoreductase activity. Lineage: Eukaryota; Metazoa; Chordata; Aves; Piciformes; Lybiidae. The record is from RefSeq and is a predicted model, not a curated record. The transcript has 5 exons.
AGCCAGACCUAGCCUCCGGACGGGGACUGCAGAUGCUGUGCGCCUCUCCGCUGCGCUUUUCGCUGCUGUACCCAGGAGCUCUCCAGAUGCGCCUCGACUCCUGGAGCGCGCUGCUGCGUCUCCCGUUAAACCUCCUUCACCCGCCCCAGCAGCCAGGCUGGACCCGGCGUUCGGAGCGGGGCCCUAGCCCACCGGGUCGGCUGGUAUCUCCCGGGCGGCAGGAGCCGAGGAUCGGCAGGACGGACAGGCCGGGAAGCGGCGCCGAGACUGAGCCCCAGCUCCUGUCCCAGCCGCCCCAACCGCCGCUGCCGUCGCCAUGGCUUGCCAUCACCAUGGCCGCGGUGGAUCGUUUCCACCUCUUGUACAGAGAGAUCAGUCGCUCCUGCAACUUUUACAUCGAGGCCCUGGCUAUAGUUGGAGCCUGGUACACGGUCAGGAAGUGUGUCUCUCUUGCCUUCAACACCUACGGCAUGCUCAGGCUGCAUGUCAUUCCCAGGCUGGGCAGCAAGGUUGAUCUUGUCAAGCAGUAUGGGAAAUGGGCUGUGGUCACUGGUAGCACAGAUGGUGUUGGGAAGGCAUAUGCUGAGGAACUGGCAAAGCGUGGGGUCAACAUCAUCUUAAUCAGCCGCAACAAAGAGAAGCUGGAGGCUGUCUCUAGAAGCAUAUCUGAAACUUAUAAAGUGGAAACAGAUAUCAUAGUAGCUGACUUCAGCAAGGGGAGUGAACCUUACUCAGCCAUUAAAGAGGCACUGAAAGACAGAGAAAUUGGCAUUUUGGUCAAUAAUGUGGGAAUUUCUUAUCCCUACCCGGACUAUUUUACCAACCUGUCUGAGGACAUCCUGUGGGACAUAGUCAACGUAAAUAUUGUUUCUGCUAACAUGAUGACCCAUAUUGUGCUGCCAGGCAUGGUAGAGAAGAAGAGAGGAGCAAUUGUGAAUGUUUCUUCUGCAUGCUGCUGUCAGCCCACACCACUGUUGACCGUCUAUGGAGCCUCUAAAACCUACCUGGACUACUUCAGUAGAGCACUACAUUAUGAGUAUGCCUCCAAAGGAAUUUUUGUUCAGAGCUUAACCCCUUUUAUCAUUGCUACAAAAAUGGUAGAGUUCAGCAACGUUGCAUCAGAGCCAUCUUUCUUUUUUCCUUCUGCUGAAGAAUAUGCAAGGCAUGCAAUUUCUACUCUUGGGUUAUCCAUAAGGACUGCUGGAUACUGGAAGCAUGCAGUAAAGUUCACGCUGGGUGAAUGCGUACCUGAACGGAUCUGGGCAUGGCUUGCAGUAUAUGUUUUCAGAUACCUAUUCAAGGAAUCUUAAACAUGCAAAGAGAAAUAGGAGUAUCCAAAUGUCCUGCAUACUGAGUAUUAUAUUCUGAUCAGAGUGCUGCAGAAAUGUCUAGUGGACUUUGAUUGAUUUACCCAUACCUCACUAAACAAGCCAUGUGUAACCUUGACAUUAGAUGUCUGCAUCCUCUCUGUAUUAAAUAGCUCUCCUCCUCUGCUUUUCCUCCACAACAAA